CCCGGGAUUCCCUCCAGGUGACGAUGCUCUGGUUCUCCGGCGUCAGGGCUCUGGCUGAGCGUCCCUGCCGGCGCUCGCCCGGGAUUACCUGCUGCGUCCUGCUGCUGCUCAAUUGCUCCGGGGUCCCCAUGUCUCUGGCUUCCUCCUUCUUGACAGGUUCUGUUGCAAAAUGUGAAAAUGAAGGCGAAGUCCUCCAGAUUCCAUUCAUCACAGACAACCCCUGCAUCAUGUGUGUCUGCGUGAACAAGGAGGUGACGUGUAAGAGAGAGAAGUGCCCAGUGCUGUCGCGAGACUGUGCCCUGGCCAUCAAACAGAGGGGCACCUGCUGUGAGCGCUGCAAAGGUUGCACCUAUGAAGGAAGUACCUAUAACAGCUCCUUCAAAUGGCAGAGCCCGGCUGAGCCCUGUGUCCUGCGCCAGUGCCAGGAGGGCGUUGUCACAGAGUCCGAGGUGCGCUGUGUCGUUCACUGUAAGAACCCUGUGGAGCACCUGGGAGCCUGCUGCCCCACAUGCCCAGGCUGUGUGUUUGAGGGUGUGCAGUACCGAGAAGGCGAAGAAUUUCAGCCGGAAGGAAGCAAAUGUACCAAGUGUUCCUGUGUUGGAGGCAGGACACAGUGCGUGAGAGAAGUCUGUCCCAUUCUCUCCUGUCCCCAGCACCUUAGUCACACACCCCCAGGACAGUGCUGCCCUAAAUGUUUGGGUCAGAGGAAAGUGUUCGACCUCCCUUCUGGGAGCUGCCUCUUUCGCAGCGACGUUUAUGACAAUGGCUCCUCAUUUCUCUAUGAUAACUGCACAGCGUGCACCUGCAGGGACUCCACUGUGGUAUGUAAAAAAAAGUGCUCCCACCCCGGCAGCUGUGACAGAAGCCAGGAACCCUGUUGUGAAGAGUGUCUGCUUCGAGUGCCACCAGAGGACAUCAAAGUGUGCAAGUUUGGCAACAAAAUUUUCCGGGAUGGAGAGAUGUGGUCCUCUGUCAACUGCACUAUCUGUGCUUGUGUGAAAGGCAAGACAGAAUGUCGUCGGAAGCAGUGUGUUCCCAUCAGCAGCUGCCCCCAGGGUAAAAUUCUCAACAGAAAAGGAUGCUGUCCUAUUUGCACUGAAAAGCCCGGCGUCUGCACGGUAUUCGGAGAUCCCCACUACAACACUUUUGACGGCCGGACAUUUAACUUUCAGGGGACCUGUCAGUACGUUUUGACGAAAGACUGCUCCUCCCCCGCCUCGCCCUUCCAGGUGCUGGUGAAGAACGACGCCCGGCGAACCCGCUCCUUCUCGUGGACCAAGGCAGUGGAGCUGGUGCUGGGCGAGAGCACCCUGAGCCUGCAGCAGCACCUCACCGUGCGCUGGAACGGCUCCCGCGUGGCGCUCCCCUGCCGUGCGCCGCACUUCCACGUGGACCUGGACGGCUACCUCCUAAAAGUGACCACUCGAGCAGGCUUGGAAAUAUCAUGGGAUGGAGACAGUUUUGUGGAAGUCAUGGCUGCCCCCCAUCUCAAGGGCAAGCUGUGUGGUCUUUGUGGCAACUACAAUGGACACAAACGUGAUGACUUAAUUGGUGGAGAUGGAAACUUCAAGUUUGAUGUGGAUGACUUUGCUGAGUCCUGGCGGGUGGAGUCCAAUGAAUUCUGCAACAGACCCCAGAGGAAACCCGUGCCUGAACUGUGUCAAGGGACAGUGAAGGUAAAGCUCCGAGCCCAUCGAGAAUGCCAGAAGCUCAAAUCCUGGGAGUUUCAGACCUGUCACUCAACAGUGGACUAUGUCACUUUCUAUAGGUCGUGUGUGACAGACAUGUGUGAAUGUCCAGUCCAUAAGAACUGUUAUUGUGAGUCGUUUCUGGCGUAUACCCGGGCCUGCCAGAGAGAAGGCAUCAAAGUCCACUGGGAGCCUCAGCAGCACUGUGCAGCCACGCAGUGUAAACAUGGUGCUGUGUACGAUACCUGUGGCCCAGGAUGUGUCAAGACCUGUGACAACUGGAAUGAGAUUGGUCCUUGCAAUAAGCCAUGUGUUGCAGGUUGCCACUGUCCAGCCAACUUGGUCCUUCACAAGGGAAGGUGCAUCAAGCCAGUCCUGUGUCCUCAACGGUGACCUUUGUCCUUGUCCUUAAGACUUUGAAACCUGAUGUCCUUGACAAUGAAGUGGAAGAGCCAAUGAAGGACUGCAGUAUUUGUGUGCCUGAUUCUGCAAAUUCACACACAGAGAGUAUAUAUGUGUAUAUAUAUAUAUAGAUAUAUAGAUAUAUUCAAAAACAUUUCAUCAUUUAUAUAAACUAUAGGUGGACUAUUAUAUGUAUAUUUUUUGCUAUAAGACAUAUUAUUUCUAGGAUCCUAAUCUGCAAGCCAUUGGAUACAUUGUAUAAAAAUACUGCAGGUGCUUUUAAUUUAAUAAGGCGGCAUGCAGACAUAUUGGAUGGCUUUAAUAUCACACGCGUUUGUCAUUUUAAAGGAAAUUUUCUAAGACCCUCAAUUGCCUGCCUGCAUUAAUUUUAGCUUUGAGUCAGGAUUUGUAAUUGAGUGGGAAAUGUGUUUCUCUGGAGAAGGGCACAUUUAUCUAGGGGGCAUUUCAUGUUUCUAAAGAAAGGAAUGUCUGCCUGAGAGAGAUGGCAGGAGAUUGGUGACAGGCCCUAAUGGUGCAUGCAAAGCAAGGGAUAGGCUGUUAGACUUUACUGGGUCAUGGUCUGAUAUUAUUAUUUCCAAAGCUGAUUGGUUAGUUGCCAAGAAUAUUUGUCAUUAGGGCUUAACCAAAGAAUCAAGUGACUUCUUACCAUCUUUGAAUAUUCCCUCCAUCUCCUAAUUAUAUAUGUGUGUAGGAUGGAUAUCAUCAUUUGUAUGUCUAUGUGUUGAGAUUAAGGGGUGUGUGUGUGUGUGACCUGUUAAUUUUAUUGAGCAUGAUAAGAUAUUUGGAGAAACUGUUGCACAACAUAUGAAGACAUAUCCAUUUCUCUGAAUUUCAGAGCAAUUUAGGAUGGGCAAGUCCAAUAAGUUGAUAUAGGCCCUCUACAUUUUGUGAUUAUUAUGUAAAAAAUGAAAGAUUUUAGUUAUUUCCAGAGGAUUCUUGUCCAGUGCUAUUUGGAAGCUGUUAAAAUUGUCACGGUUGUUAGAUGGGAUAAAGCCUUUGUUGACCAGCUGGUUUAGCACCAGUCCAAACAAAGGGUGGCCUAUGUACUUGCUGUAAUUCACUGAGAGGUUCCUACUAGUCACCAUGUGAUUUUCCUGACUUCUGUUUUCAGCUGAAUAAGUGGAAGUGUCUGCAAAAACAAAACCCACUGAUGUUUAAAAAUAAAAUGUUCUGCAUUGUAGUUAAUAAAGGGCUUAAGAUUUAAAACAAUGCAUUUUUCUCUUUCAAGAUGUCCUAAGAUGUACUUCAUAGCUAUAACAACUUGAAGCUAUUCAGUUUUUCUAGUUUUACUUAUA
Messenger RNA from Lepus europaeus (European hare), 3406 nucleotides. It is a transcript of the gene BMPER, whose product is annotated as BMP binding endothelial regulator. The coding region runs from base 24 to 2081 and encodes 685 amino acids. The transcript has 15 exons. Gene Ontology annotation, molecular function: protein binding. NCBI's taxonomy places the organism in Eukaryota, Metazoa, Chordata, Mammalia, Lagomorpha, Leporidae. The record is from RefSeq and is a predicted model, not a curated record.